Aquila chrysaetos chrysaetos is the source of this 4162-nucleotide messenger RNA. It is a transcript of the gene SPATS2L, whose product is annotated as spermatogenesis associated serine rich 2 like. NCBI's taxonomy places the organism in Eukaryota, Metazoa, Chordata, Aves, Accipitriformes, Accipitridae. The transcript is spliced from 14 exons. The record is from RefSeq and is a predicted model, not a curated record. Bases 359 to 2026 code for a protein of 555 amino acids. Gene Ontology annotation, cellular component: cytoplasm. Gene Ontology annotation, molecular function: protein binding.
GAGCGGGCGGCGGUACCACAGCCGCGAUCCACUACCGGCCGCCGCGCCCCGCGGGUCCGCAGCCUCCUCCCCGGCCUCUGCCGCGGCGGCCCGGCCUCGCUGCGGCCGGGCGGCUACCAGCUGUUUUUGCAGGAGAUACAGUCUAUUGGAAAAGAUAGAAGAAUAAGAACAGAAACUGGAGUCAUUCUCAGUGGGGGUUCAUGCAAAUGUAGAAUUUGAGUAGAUCAUCUUUUACUACUUCACUGCUCUUUAUCAGUAUGUUUGGCAAGAUUCCUUCAGGCGCUUCAGGAAGAGCAAGACACUAAUGUUUAUUUUGGCAAGCAUUGCUGUAGAAAACAAUAUUCUCACCUGAAGAGAGAUGGCAGAAAUCCAUUCUCCUGUAAAUAUCAAGGAAAAGAUCAAUGCAAUCCGAUCAGUUGUUCCGAACAAAAGCAAUAAUGAGAUAGUUCUGGUGUUGCAGCAGUUUGAUAACAAUGUAGACAAGGCUGUUCAAGCUUUCAUGGAUGGCAGCGCAGUUCAGGUUCUGAAGGAAUGGAAUAUGACAGGGAAAAAGAAGAACAACAGGAGAAAAAGAAGCAAAUCUAAACAGCACCAAGGCAAUAAAGAUCCUAAAACCAAGAACGGUGGACCUGAGAAGCCAUCUCAAGAGCCCCAGGGAAUAUAUGACUGCCAUCUGAAUGGAUGCUCUAAGGACAACUCUUGCAGUGGUUCUGCCAAUCAGAAACUGGAAGCUGCUUCUCUUGAGAACAAAGGCUCAGGAUUUGUAGAGUCAGCGCUGGUCUGUCCAGAAAUCACAGACAAAGAACAAGAACACCAGAGAGUAUCUGUGGAAUUAAACCCAAAGACUAUGAAUGGAGUAGAACAGCAUGAGUCUCUUCAGCCAUCAGUUCAACUCCAGUGUAACCUAGGCAGGCCAAAGUCAAAAUCUUCCUCAGUUAAAUCAUCCAAUACUCCACCCCAACGUGAAACAAAGACAGAUGAUUCAGUCAAAAAAAGAGGGCCAAAUAUUGAAAAAUCAGUAAAAGACCUGCAGCGUUGCACUGUUUCUCUAACCAGAUAUCGUAUGAUGAUCAAAGAGGAAGUGGAUAAUUCAGUGAAGAAGAUCAAAGCUGCUUUUGCAGAAUUACACAGCUGCAUCGUAGACAAAGAAGUAUCAUUAAUGGCAGAAAUUGAUAAAGUUAAAGAAGAAGCCAUGGAAAUCCUGACUGCUCGGCAGAAGAAAGCUGAGGAGCUGAAGAGACUGACAGACCUAGCCAGUCACAUGGCUGAAGCACAACUGUCUGAACUCAGGGCUGAAAUUAAGCACUUUGUGAGUGAACGGAAAUAUGAUGAAGAGCUGGGCAGGUCUGCCCGAUUUUCCUGUGAUACAGAACAGCUGAAGACCCAAAUUCAGCUCUGUGGAGAAAUUUCUCACCCAAAGAACAACUAUUCCUCAAGAACACCAUGUAGUUCAGUGCUGUCUUCAAUGACCUCGCAUGCAACAACUGGCAAGCAAAAUACACACACCCGAAAGUCCUCUAGUAAUGCCAAGAACUCUGAUAAUAAAACAGCCAGCACUAAAGUACAAAGUCAUCUUUCUUCCAAUCCUACAGAAUCUUCUUCCCAAGGAACCCUGACAAAUAAGCAGAAUGGGCCUUCUAGCCAGAGACGAAGAUUCAACCCACAGCACCAAAACAUCCGGCUCAAUGGAUCUCUUAAGUCACAAGGUGCCAGUAAUGAGGCAGAUCAAAAUAAUGUAAAGAGUGGUUCCAGGUCUGAACACAGAAGACAACAGCAUAACAGCUUCAGAUCUAAAAAUAAAGGAGCUAUGAAAAAUCAAGAGCAGUCCACAACUACAAGGACCACAGAGAAUCCAACACAUUCAGAAAAGACGCGACGAAAGCAUCAUACACCAGACACUGCAGAUCACAGGCCUUUCCAAGGCAAUGUUGGCAGGGUGUCGCAAUGCAAUUUAUGUCCUGCAAGGAUGGAGGUCUCUGCUGAUGCCACCGUUCUUUCAGUGCCAGCUGUGACUUUGGUGGCUUAAAAUGUCACAGUGAUGGCAGGCAGAGAAAUUUAAUCUCUUCAUUUUAGUUUCUUGCUCGAGAUGCUUGUUGGUGAAGAAAAUAAGUCAGAACAUAGUCAUUUUAAAUCUGUUGCUGCUUAAAACUUGUUGGUAUCUUUAUUACUUACUAAUUAUCAAAAUUAAUUCAUUUCAAGGCUUUGCCCAAUAUGUUCACAGUUAUUUUGUCAUGACAGUACGGAAUCUUACCAAAGCAGCAUUUACUUCUUAGAAAAAUGAAAUCUAGAUUGGAAAAAUAAAUGGAUAAUUAAAUUCAUAAUAGCAAAAACUUGUUGUAGAUAUGUGGUUAUACCAGUCAACAUUAUUGUUUUUUAGAGCAGCCUGUGUUAGAAGGAUCCCAGGAAGUCUGUAUGCUGUGGUCUGCAAUGAAAUCAGAUAAUCUUGUAGAAUUUUUCAGCAAAUCUCUAUACACCUCUUUCUUUCUGUGCGUGUAUACACGUACAUGCAUGCACACUGUAUACACAGAGAGUAUUGUUAUAUACAAGAACAUUUGAAAAAGCAGUACAUUUGAUUUUAGCUUAUUAUUCCAUAAUCUGAGAUCUUUAAAUUCAAGUAUAAAUUGUAUUAAAUGUAUUACAUAUUGGUAUUUUUCAUUGACAAACUAUUUUUAUGAGGCUGAGGAAAAAUGCUCAUUUCUUAAGUUUGGAAUGUACAUAGUCAUGGCUAUUCAGAUGCACAGCCCUAUUCUCCAUCCCUAUCAGCCACUUUUCUAUGACUAGUUGGAGUUAUUUUUUUGCAUAUGAAAAGUUGCAGGUGUUCUAGACGAAUCCAAAUUAUUUUUCUAUAUUUUUGCUGUAGGAACCAUCUGUCCGUAACGAGAGCUAUGAUUAAUAAAUUUGUUACAGCAACAUGCAGCAGAAUGUGGAGGUACAUAUCUGAGCAGAUACUACAUCCUUCCCAGUUUUCUAUUAAAAUAAAAAUCUUACCUAGUCUUAAUGUUCUGAUUCUGUAUUUCAGAAAACCUGUUUCUUCCAAAAAAUUAAAAUCUUCUUUCUAAAAUAUUCUGGUGUUUGCUGCUUUGCAGUGCCUAACCUUUGUGAUAUUAGUGAAAUUGUAUUUGCUUAAUUCAACUGGUAUCAGUGGGUGGCUUUCAGCUGAGUUUGGAUAGGACUAGGCUUUUGCUUUUAGCUAGAUUCUAAUGCCACAAGUGCACAGAACAGAACCUUCCCAUGAGAGCCGCCUCCAUCCUGGGCAUACUUUUAAUAUAAGUUAUGUAACAUAGCAAGGUGUCAGAAUCCAGACCUGGCAUCAGGUGAACUACUGGCCUAAGUGUCAGAAUCGGAAAGGUGUAAAAGGUCAGUAAGACUGACCUCCCACUGAGGUCAGUAAGAGCAGGACACCCGAGUAUCUUUAGAAGUUUAUUCCUAGGUUAUUGUUUGCUAUUGCUUUUUACCAAUUUCCUCUGUCUAAUUUCUGUUAGCUGACUGCACACUUCCUUUGUACUGACUAGUUUACUUUUCCUCUGUGGCCCUUGAAAAAUAAUCUCAAAGUGUAGAGUGAGGUGCAUUCCUUAUGGGUGAUUUUGAUUAUUUUUAUUUCUCUUGAUAUCUGUAUACAGUUUUCCACAUGUGAAUAUUGGUAAAACCAGAUUCUAAAAGGCAAAUAACUCAUCUUCAUCUGGAAGAGUGGUGAAAGAAAAAUAAACACGCAUAGGUAAACACUGGCUUUCUUAGCAUUGCAAGCACUGCUUCUAUCCUAGUUAAUUACCUAUCAUGCUUUUAAGCUGAAUGUUUUGAGUAAACGGAACUGAAAUUCCAGAGUCUGUGUUGUGCACACCCAUCAGAUAGGUAGCUUUUCAAAAUUUAUCUGCUGCCUUACAGUUUGACCUGUAACCUCGCCGUAAGAGAUGUAAUUGCAAUUUCCAUGCAGAUAUUACACAGGAAUCUUAUUAUAUUGUCCUUACGUAAUUUGUGAAAUUUACUUAUGUCUCUUGUAACCCCUCCUGAAAAAAAAAGAAAAUCUAACUUAUCUAUAAUGAUGUUUACCCCUUCCUUAUAGCUUCUCCACUUGACAGGAUUAUUGAAAGUUACUUUAUUCUGUAAGUCAGCUUCUCACACGCAGGCUUCUGCACAUAAAUAAAAUCUGUAAUGUAAGUCAUAA